This is a messenger RNA of Hevea brasiliensis (rubber tree), 3561 nucleotides long. RefSeq lists its product as uncharacterized. Gene Ontology annotation, molecular function: protein kinase activity; protein binding; ATP binding. NCBI's taxonomy places the organism in Eukaryota, Viridiplantae, Streptophyta, Magnoliopsida, Malpighiales, Euphorbiaceae. The transcript is spliced from 6 exons. Gene Ontology annotation, biological process: protein phosphorylation. The record is from RefSeq and is a predicted model, not a curated record. Bases 164 to 3409 code for a protein of 1081 amino acids.
CUCCUUGUGCAUCUAAAUGGGCUGUUGUGGGUUUGACCAGAUCAGUUGCAAAGGAGUUGCCUGACGGGAUGGCAGUUAUUGCACUUAAUCCGGCAGUGAUACACACUGAAAUGCUCCAGUCAUGCUUUGGCACUUCAACUUCAAUUUGCCAGGCACCUGAUGCAUGCGGAUGGCAGAAGCUGAUUCCAAUUCCAUCCAAUUCUUCGUCGAAAAGAAGAUGGACGGUCAUCUAUGCAGAUGGAUUCUAGCAAAUUCUAAUGAUACCACAAAAUCUGUCCAUUGCCAAAUUCGAGAGGUUUUUGGAAUUCUGCUUACCCUACAGAAACUAUAUUACUUUGGGAAGAGGCUAGAGUGGCACCAGACGCUUAAGGAGUGCUCAAUUAAAAACAAUGGUCAUCUCCAGCUAGUGCUCCGAAAGGAUGGUGUAACUCGCCAGAAUUCUUUUGUGGCUUUAAAUUUGGUUUCACAAAUACAUGCUAUGUGCCAAAGGAAAUCGGUCGCCUUUGAUCAUGGAUGCAUAAGCAACAAAAUAAGAGACCUUUUCUCCAUUUUGAGGCAGCAGACGGUGUUUCUUCUAGAUACUCUUCCUUGGUCUUUUGUUACGCUUUAUAAAAAUAACGAAGAGAUUGGUGAUGCUGUAAUCAGAUUUUUCUUGGAUUCAUUAUUGAAGAUGGUGUUAGCAAAAGGUUGGCUUGAUAAAUGUGCAUCUAUACUUCUACGAUUAUGCGACCAUUUUCGGUGGUAUGAUGAUGAUCUGUUUUUUAAACAUAUAUUUUCUGACUUGCUUUCAAAGAUGGAAGCGUACCUUGCUAAUUUUGAAGAUUUCUUGUAUAUGGAAUCUGUUUAUUGUGGAUAUUCUCAAUAUCUUACCAUUCUGAAGGCAUUACAUGGCAUGUCUAAAUUUCACAAGAGUGCUGAAGAGCGCUUUUUGAAUGUAUUAAGAAACAAAAGGCGUUCACUGGCAAAACUAAUAGCUGAAGGCACUGAUAGAAGCAAUGAUCACUUGUGGCUACUCGAGCGCAAGGAUGUGACGGAUGGUAAAUCUAGGAUGCAUUUAGCCAUGAUGAUGAUGACUGAGAUAAGAAUACAUGAUGUGGAGUUACAUGAGAUGCUCGUUUGGUCUGAAAAACUGGACGCUAAUCUUUAUAUGGCAUUCAAAAAUCAGCAAAUUACAAAUCGUGGAGUACAACAGUCUUGGUUACGCCAGUUAUGUGGAGCUAUAUUCAAUCCUCAAAAGUCCCAUUUUCUGGUGUGCCCAAAUGAUCCUAAGAGGUUCUAUCCUAAUCCUGCAAUUGAGCCCAAAACCUUAGACCUCGAGUGCUUUAAAUUCGUUGGGAAGUUGGUUGCGAUAGCUUUAAUGUCUGAAAUACAAAUUGGUGUUGCCUUUGCCCAUGUGUUUCUUAUGCAACUGGCCGGAAGGAGGAAAAUUUCACUAGAAGAUGUAAGGGAUCUAGAUCCCUCCUUGCAUAGUUGGUGCAAGGAGAUCAUAGAUGGUGAGGUCAUUGACUCUGAAGUUCUAGAAUUCCCUGAAGCUUUGUUGGGGUGCCAAUGGAGCACAGAACUGAGCUAUGUGAAUAGCAAAAGUAGCAGGGAGGCUUAUGUUGAUCGUCUAAUUCAACACCGUUUUUUCGCAUCUAUCUCUGAGCAAGUAUCAUUUUUAAUACAAGGAUUUGAUAGUGUUUUUGGUACAUCAAUCGGCAAGUUGUUGUCUGUUAAAGGACUGGAGCUUGAAGACCUUAAUGAGUCGCUGUGCGGAUACGUAAUUACUACAACUUUACAGCUCGACAAUAAAAGUAAUCCCCUGAUGUCUCGGUUCCCAAAGGCAUGGCAAUUUCCUAAAAUACAUGAUGCAAAAUUAUAUGAGAUGCUCAUUGUUUGGUCUAAAAAUCUGAGCAAGAAUCUGUAUAUGCAAUUCAAAAAUCAGCAAGUUACAGAUCCCGGAGUACUGCAGCAUUGGUUAUGCAAGUUAUGUGGAGCUAUAUUCAAUCCACAAAAAAACCCCCUUUUCCUAGCGUGCCCAAAUGAUCCUAAUAGGUUUUAUCCUAAUCAUGCAAUUGAGCUCGAACCCUUCCACUUCGAUUGCUUGGAAUUUGUUGGGAAGUUGGUUGCAUUAGCUUUGAUGUACGAAAUACAAGUGGGUGUUACCUUUGCCCAUUUGUUUCUUUUGCAACUGGCUGGAAAAGAGGAAAUUUCACUGGAAGAUGUAAUAGAGGUAGAUCCUUACUUAUAUCGUUGGUGCAAGAAGGUCAUAGAUGCUGAGCUCAUUGACUCUGAAGUUCUAGAAUUCGCUGAAGCUGAAUUGGGGCGCCAAUGGAGCACAGAACUAAGCCACGUGAAUAGCAAAAGUAGCAGGGAGUCUUAUGUUGAUCGUCUAAUUCAACAUCGCUUUGUCAAAUCUAUUUCUAAUCAGCUAUUAUUUUUCAGAAAAGGAUUUGAUAAUGUUUUUGGUACAUCAAUCGACCAGUUGUUCUCUUUUAACGGACGGGGUCUUAAAGACUUUAAUGAGUCACUAUGCGGAUGCAAAAUUAGUGGAACUUCACAACUCAACAAGAGAAAAUUUUUGAACAAUGACUGCAAUAAAAGUGAUACCCUGAUGCAUCGGUUCCAAAAGGUAAGAAGAAAGGGUCGCAAUAUUACAAAUUGGCGGAGGGGUGUGCGACUGGGGAGCGGGUCAUUUGGAUCAGUCUAUGAAGGAUUUGCGGUUGAUGGAUUCUUCUUUGCUGUGAAGGAACUUCUAUUGCCAGAUGGAGGGAUUAUUGACCAACUUGAGAAAGAGGUUGAUUUAUUAUGUCAGCUCACCCAUCCAAAUGUAGUUAAAUACUUUGGCACAAGUAAGGAUGAAUCGAAGCUCUAUGUUUUCCUCGAGCUUGUAAGUAAGGGCUCCCUUGAAAAGGUUUAUAAAGAAUUUCCGCUGCAGGAUUCCCAUGUGUCUGUGUACACGAAACAGAUAUUGAAAGGCUUGAAUUAUCUCCAUGAGCGAAAUGUUGUUCACAGGGACAUCAAAUGUGCCAAUGUAUUGGUGGAUGAAAAUGGAUGUGUGAAAAUCGCAGAUUUUGGAUUAGCAAAAGUAACCAACUCAAAUGCAAUCAUUAAGUCCUGUAAAGGGACUGUAUACUGGAUGGCUCCUGAGGUUUUUAAUAACAAGAAAGCAGGAGGGUAUGGGUUUCAAGCUGAUAUAUGGAGCGUUGGGUGCACUGUAUUGGAGAUGUUAACCGGAAAACCUCCAUACUCUGAUUUGGGUUUGGAAAAAGGUCAAUUAAUUUAUCGGAUUGGAAAAGGCCACCUACCUUCUCUUCCUGAUUCUCUGUCAGAUGAUUCGCGAGACUUUAUCCAGCGAUGCCUAAAAGUUAAUCCAAAGGAUCGUCCCACUACUGCUGAGCUUUUAGAACAUCCAUUUGUAAAUAAAUAGGUGAAUGCUUGCAAGCUGCAGCAACUCUCGUUCUUGACAAAUUUGUAUUAAUUUCAGCUUAAAUUGUGGCAGCUGAAACGUGAUCAGCUGCGAGGGAUUUUUGUUUUUUCCAAGUUCUUUUAUUAAUAUAGAAAUCCUGGAUUUCUAGGUCA